This is a messenger RNA of Episyrphus balteatus (marmalade hoverfly), 1416 nucleotides long. RefSeq names its product spermine oxidase-like. The coding region runs from base 1 to 1416 and encodes 471 amino acids. The transcript has a single exon. Lineage: Eukaryota; Metazoa; Arthropoda; Insecta; Diptera; Syrphidae. Gene Ontology annotation, molecular function: polyamine oxidase activity. The record is from RefSeq and is a predicted model, not a curated record.
AUGAAUACUACAAAAGUGAUUGUUAUUGGCACAGGGCCAUCGGGAAUAGCUGCUGGAACAAAGCUCUUAGAAUAUGGUUUUCAAGACGUAAUUUUGCUUGAAGCCGAAGAUCGUAUUGGUGGUCGAAUCCACACCAUUCCAUUUGCUGAUAACGUCGUUGACUUAGGAGCUCAGUGGUGUCAUGGCGAGAAGGAUAAUGUUGUUUAUGAGAUGGCUAGCAAGCAUAAUCUUGUAGCUCACACGGAAGACAACUUUUACCUAUUCCAAUGCAUCCGUUCCAAUAAGGAAAUAGUUCCGAUAAAGUUGCUAGAACGUUUUAAAUCAAUCAUCGAUAAUAUCGUUGAAGUCACUGCAAACACUGAUCUUUUAACCUACAAGGGCUCUGUUGGUGACUAUAUCGAUGAGAAAUAUUUUGAAGCUCUCAAGGCACCUGAGAAUUCUGACAUUGAUCCUGCAAUUGCCAAAGAGUUAUUGGAACAUUUUAAGAGAUACGAAAAUUCAGUUGAUGGAUGUGAAACAGUUAAUGAUUUGUCAGCUAAAGGUUUUCUUGAAUAUUCAGAAUGCGAGGGUGAUCAAGCAUUGACCUGGAAGGAGACGGGUUAUCAUUCAAUUCUACGUGUUAUGAUGCAAUCGAACGAAAGCAAUGCAUUGGGAGUUCUUGAUAAACGAAUUAAGCUGGGAAAAUCGGUGAACAAGAUUAGUUGGAAUGAAGACGGUAGCAAGAUUCAAGUUCAGUGUAAAGAUGGUGAGAUAUUUGAAGCUGAUCAUGUUAUUGUAACAGUGUCACUUGGAGUUCUUAAGGAUAAGCACUCAACCUUAUUUCAUCCAAAAUUACCAGUGGAGAAAAUUCGUGCCAUUGAAACGAUGGGCAUUGGUACUGUUAAUAAGAUUUUCCUUGAAUUUUCUACUCAAUUUUGGCCAAAUAAUUGGAAUGGUUUUUCGACAUUGUGGCGUGAAGAAGAUCUUGCAGAAAUCCGUGGUACUAAUCGAGCAUGGUUGGAAGAUGUUUAUGGAUUCUAUCGAGUAGCUCAUCAGCCUAGAAUAUUAAGUGGUUGGGUUGUUGGUGCUAAUGCACGUCACAUGGAGACUUUAACAGAUGAUGAAAUAUAUGAAGGAAGUAUGUAUAUUUUGAAGCGAUUCCUUGAAAUGGAUAUUCCAAAGCCGGUCAAUUUUAAGACAACAGGAUGGUAUAAAAAUGAGAAUUUUAGAGGAUCAUAUUCAUAUCAAUCGGUGAGGGCGGAAGAAGUUAAUGCAAAACCAAGUGAUUUGGCAAGUCCUUUGGAGAGUUCUACAAAGAAACCACUUGUUUUAUUUGCUGGUGAGGCAACCAGUGAUCAUCAUUUUUCAACUGUUCAUGGGGCUAUUGAAACUGGAUGGAGGGAAGCGAAAAGAUUGGCUGAUUUGUAUAAAAGCUGA